This is a messenger RNA of Paramecium pentaurelia, 758 nucleotides long. Lineage: Eukaryota; Ciliophora; Oligohymenophorea; Peniculida; Parameciidae. The record is from the annotation of a GenBank genome assembly.
AUGGAAGUAAUUGAUAUAUCAUAAACUUUUAGCAAUUUAUAAAGAACCUUGAUUCCACUGAUAGUAAUACUAUAUUCAUUAAUAUUUAGAAAAAUCACCCUAAAAAUAAAAAUUAGCUGCAUCGCCUAAUACAAAUUAGAAGUAAAACUCGACCAAAUAAACUAAAGAGGAAUUAAAAAAAAAUAAGAUCAUAAAAAAACUAGAAUUUAAUGACUAACUUAUUAUAAUUAAGUAAGAUGGAAUAAUUGGUAAAAGUACUAGCUAAAUCCCUAAGAAUAAUUUAGGUAUUAAAAGUGUAUUAUUUAGUUAAUUCUUCAUAUACAUUAGGUCUAAUAAAUUCUAUAGAACUUAAUCAUAAAAAUGAAAUUAUUAACAAAUUGAUCAAAACAAAUGAUCAUAAAUUAUUAUAAGUUUCUAGAACUUCUAAUUUGUAUUGCAAAUGUAGUAAAUCUAAAUGCAUUCAAAAUUAUUGUAUUUGUAGUGCCAACAAUUAAGAAUGUAAAUUAAAUUGUGAAUGUUAUAAUUGUUCAAAUAAAUAACCCAAGUCUACUCUCUCUUAAUUCUCUUCAAUAGAAUUUUAAGGAUGUAAUUGUAAAAGAUAAAAGUAAUCUACUUUAAUAUUAUUACAUAGUUGUUCAAAACUCUAUUGUGAAUGUCAAAGGAGAAAUAUCAAGUGUACUUCUAAAUGUAAUUGCUUUGAAGAGUGUGUAAAUUAGGAAAUUUAGCCCCUACCAUUUCAUUUAGAUAGUCUAUCCUGA